AUGCCUACAGAGUGGCCUACCAUCGCUAAACUUGAAACCUUCGUCCCUAGCGCCCAAGGUGCUGGUGGUGAUUACCACAGGCAAGGAAAGGGUCAUUGGAUCAUCCAAGGUGAUAUCUCAUGUCCUAUGCACAAGUACCCAGACUGGAGAGAAUCCAGAGCUAAGUGGGGUAUCGGAGUGCUUGGAUCUCUUUUCGUCAAGAUAACCGCUACUGACGGUACUGUCGGUUAUGCGACUGGUUUCGGUGGACCCCCCGCCUGUUGGUUAAUCGAAGAACAUUUCUCUCGAUUCGUGAUUGGCGCCGAUCCAAGAGAUACCAAUAUGAUUUGGGAUCAGAUGUUCCGUGCAUCCAUGUUCUACGGUAGAAAAGGUCUCCCACUUGCUGCUAUCUCCGUAGUCGAUUUGGCUAUUUGGGAUUUAGUGGGUAAGAUCCGUGGUGAACCAAUUUACAAGAUGAUUGGUGGUCGAACCAAGAAAGAAAUCCCAUUGUAUUUGACUGGACCUCAAUCUGCAUCAGCUAAGAAAUUGGGAUUCUGGGGAUCUAAAGUUGCUUUACCCCAUGGUCCACCUGAUGGAUUGGAAGGUAUAAGGAAAAACGUCGCUUUCCUUAAGAGUAAGAGGGAUGAGGUCGGUCCUGAUUAUCCUAUUAUGGUGGAUUGUUGGAUGUCUCUCGAUGUUCCUUAUACUCUUCAAUUGGUCAAGGCAACUGAAGAUGCCGGAGUGAAAAUCCACUGGUGGGAAGAAGUACUCCACCCAGACGAUUUCGAUGGACACCGAACUCUCAAAAAGGCUUUCCCCCACAUCCUCUUCACUACUGGUGAACACGAAUACUCCAAAUACGGUUUCAGGAAAUUGAUCGAAGAUCGAUCGAUCGAUAUUCUCCAACCUGAUGUGAUGUGGUUGGGUGGUUUGACCGAAUUGAUCAAAGUUGCUGCUAUGGCUGCGGCAUAUGAUAUCCCAGUGGUUCCUCACGGUUCAGGUCCAUACUCUUUCCACGCUAUCAUGUCAUUCCCCAACUCUGACUUCUGUGAAUACAUCGCAAACUCUCCUGAUGGACAUACUGUCUGGCCUUCAUUCGGUAACUUAUUCACCAACGAGGUCCUCCCAGUUAACGGUAAAGUCAAUUUGACCGAUGAACCAGGAUUCGGUCUCGAACUUAACCCUCAAGCUGAAUUGGUUCCUUACUCACACUUCUUCAAACCUACCAAAGGUAUCGGUUAUGCCAGUGAGAAACCUGAAGAAAUCACCCAACAACCAUAA
Molecule: messenger RNA, 1260 nt
Organism: Kwoniella botswanensis
Lineage: Eukaryota; Fungi; Basidiomycota; Tremellomycetes; Tremellales; Cryptococcaceae
Exons: 9
Coding region: 1-1260 (419 amino acids)
Biological process (GO): carbohydrate catabolic process
Molecular function (GO): L-rhamnonate dehydratase activity; magnesium ion binding
Source: RefSeq, a predicted model, not a curated record